AGACUUGUGCCAAACUUUCAGAGCAAGGGGAUGAAGCACUACAUUGCAGCAGAGUUUAACCCUUCAACAGAAAUCACUGGUGGAGCGUGGUAUACUGAUGGCAGUCUUGAUUCCGAUUUUAUAGGUGUUCUAAAAGCUACAUGUCUAAAGUUUGUACCAAAUCUAAAGGUUGCUACACUGGAGGGAUUUGUGGAGGCUGUCAAAAAAAGUAGAGUUUCACAGGUUGAAUUGUCAAAGAAGCAAAUUGAAGAGCUUGUUGAGUCUUUGGUUUGUGAUAAUGAGCUGAUGAAAGUGAAGAGUACGGGAAUUGGGGAGUUUGCAUCUAUUCCAGUUGGGAAAGUUUGUUAUAAACGCAUUGAUAAAGGCAAUAGAGUUAGCGGAGCAAUGGCUUCCAUUCCAUGUGGAGUUUGUCCACAGAUAAGUAUCUGCACUCCUGAUGGUAUAGUGUCCCCCAAAACCUGCGUCUACUACAAUACCUGGUUAGAUUUUUAGCUCAACAGCAUCUUUCUAUUAUCUUUAUGCUGUGAUUUUGGAAAACCUAGGAACAACCUUUUUUUUCUUUUUUCUUUUCUUGGGAAUGUUAUGUGUGGUCUUAGUUCAACUAUUUUCAUUUUGAGACGUGGUGGAGCCUUUGCGGCAUCUAGAAUCAAGAAGAGCACUAGGAAAAGUUGUCAUCUCUCCUUUACCUGUCUUUGAUAAAAGAUCAUCAAAUUUAAUCUUACCCUAACCGUCUUUGAUUAGGAAGGAAUAGGCAGACUCCUAGUCUCCAAGUAAGUAUAAUUUAUGGGCAUUACAGUUUAAAAACAUAAACUUAUAUUGCUAUU
Molecule: messenger RNA, 824 nt
Organism: Rubroshorea leprosula
Lineage: Eukaryota; Viridiplantae; Streptophyta; Magnoliopsida; Malvales; Dipterocarpaceae
Source: the annotation of a GenBank genome assembly